This is a messenger RNA of Alosa sapidissima (American shad), 871 nucleotides long. Its product is annotated as E3 SUMO-protein ligase ZBED1-like. The coding region runs from base 53 to 871 and encodes 272 amino acids. The transcript is spliced from 5 exons. NCBI's taxonomy places the organism in Eukaryota, Metazoa, Chordata, Actinopteri, Clupeiformes, Clupeidae. The record is from RefSeq and is a predicted model, not a curated record.
AACCAAAGAAAAGGUAGAGGAAAUCCACAGGGCAGUUACCAAAUUUGUGGUGAUGGGGCUUCAUCCAUUUUCCACGGUGGAAUCGCCAUCUUUCAGGGAGAUGAUCACUGCUCUCAAUCAUAGAUACCAACCACCAUCCAGGGAUGACAUUUCCAACAGGUUUAUACCUGCAUGGUAUUCUGUUAUAAAACAGAAUGUCAUCAAACAGCUGGCGCAGGUCAUCAAAACUGCAAUUACUUGCGAUGGAUGGACCAGCGUGGCACAGGACCACUAUCUAACAGUGACUGUCCAUUACAUUUACAAGGGCAGCAUCCAGCAGAAAGUGCUGAGCACUGAAGCAGUUUAUGAGUCCCAGACAGGGCCAGUGGUGGCAGAGGAAAUCAACAGUAUUCUUGAGGAGUUCCAGUUGACUGGAAAAGUCAUAGCUGCCACAGUAGACAACGCAUACAACAUGGAUGCUGCCCUGAGAAACUUGAAAUUUUUAAAAGUUGGGUGCUUUGCCCACACACUCAACCUGGCAGCACAGAAGGUGUACGGCAUCCAAGCUGUAACUAGGUGGUGUGCAAAGAUUCGCGCAGUGGUGGUGUGGCUGAAGCGCUCCACCAUGAGCAAAACUGUUCUGAGAGAAAAGCAGCGACUCCUCAAUUUGCCAGAGCAUAAUGUUAUCCUGGACGUGAGGACUCGCUGGAAUUCUCUAUACCUCAUGGUGGAGCGGUUUGUGGAGCAGUUCCCUGCAAUCCAGGCAGCUUGCCUUGAUCAAAGGCUAAGGAGGCCAAUGGAGAGGGACAGACUAGAAAGGCUUACAGAGAGUGAUUUUGAGAAGGCAGAGGAAUUCAUGAAAUCUGAAGGCACACUAUUCAACCUCCGAUGA